Molecule: messenger RNA, 8396 nt
Organism: Seriola aureovittata
Lineage: Eukaryota; Metazoa; Chordata; Actinopteri; Carangiformes; Carangidae
Product: adhesion G protein-coupled receptor A1
Exons: 19
Coding region: 1361-5518 (1385 amino acids)
Biological process (GO): G protein-coupled receptor signaling pathway; cell surface receptor signaling pathway
Cellular component (GO): postsynaptic density; plasma membrane; glutamatergic synapse
Molecular function (GO): protein binding; G protein-coupled receptor activity
Source: RefSeq, a predicted model, not a curated record
CUGGUCACUUUCCAGCUCAUAUUCUUUAUUUAUUACCAUCAUUUAAAUGAAUGUCAGGUUUACAAGUGCCUGCAGCAGCUUCUCAUGCAGCUGCAAUGAAACCAGAGCAAUAUGGAUCUUGGCACAUUAACAACACACAUGCCAUGUACUAUACAAAACAUCUUUUUUCAAGGAAACAAGAACAAUGUCAAUUUGAUUAUAAUUUAUACCAGAAAAAUGCAAUAGCCUUAUGAAUAUUAUAUUAUUAUAGGAGAAAGAAAUGACAGGGCAGGAUAAGUUAGUAAUAAGUAACUUCGACAGUUUUUAAAAAAAAAAAAAGUUAUUCUACUGAUUCAGAAGUGAUUCAUGAUUAAGAUCAUUUUCAGUUUGUGUACAGGUCGCAGAAAGUGGAUACAAACAGUUCAUCUGAAGCUGUUCCAAAGUAAAUCAAGAGAAUAAAACAAACAGCAACACUUUUCAUCAGGUGGUGGAAACGUUUGUGUUUGAGAAUUCAUGCCUAACACACAUGCUAUGCACAGCUGCACAUCCCAGACUGGGGCCCGGGGACCUCCAGGGACCCUUGGAGGUGGCACAGAGGGAAAAACAGUUUAAAUUUCAUUGUUAUUCCAGCCAGCGAUCACAGGAGAUGAACAGUUGAAAGUAAUACAAGGAAAUUUGGACUCAGUUGUGAUUUAUUGAUAGUCUAUUAGAUGUCAACAGAUGGAUGUCUGUGGUCCUCUCAGUUUGGGUUAUGAUGAGUUUAGGAGCCCACGCUGGAGCCUGUCAGGACUCAGCGGGGAGGGACUUUCUGGACACAAACAUGCGCAACAAGUCCAAGGUCGUAAGAAGUGCAUGAUGAGAUUGAAUGACAACACGGCGUGCAGGAGCUCGGACAGGAGCGGGGUUUUAAAGUGGAUCCUCAGGGACAACUUUUCACCACGAGCACUCGUUUGAUUCACGCUGCUCCUCGGAGAAGGACGUGUCGCAGUAACAUUUAUUCGGACUUUGGAAGCGCGCCGCUGGAAGUUUUACCCUACGCACUUCACAGCACAGUACACAGUGUGGUGAGGAGGACUUCUUACUUGCAGAGAAUGGCAAAGAUGCAGCGAUUCGCACCCAUGAGGUUGAACUUAACUCCCGGUUUCAAUCGCAGAAGUAGCGCCGAAAGUUUGCAGCUCCUGGGAGCGCAGCAGGUGAGCAGCGGGGCAUGAGAUCCGGACUGCAGCUCGAGCACAGGCUGUACUGUAAUGUAACGGAAGGCGAUGUGAAAUGGUCCCGACUUGUCCCAGAAGCUGGGAGGACAUAACUUGAGAGGAGCGUGUGUUUUUUUGUUUUGUUUUGUUUUGUUUUGUUUUUUUUGUUAAAAGAGUGUGAGUCCACCAUGAGGGCGCUGAGUUUACUGUGCGUGGUCGUCGGGCUGUGGGGGUCCAGCCUGAGCAACAGAAACUGUCCCGACCUGAUCGUUGACAGCUGUCACUGCUCGGCUGAGAGGUCCAAGGAGCUGAGCAGGCAGCACGUCCGAGUCAAAGUGGUGUGUGAUGAUGUGGACUUGAUGGACACGCUGCAGCCCAGCUUCGUACCCAACAGAACGGUCUCCCUAAACCUGAGUAACAACAAGAUCUCCUUGCUGAGGAAUGGCUCCUUCUAUGGCUUGGCUGCCCUGGAAAAACUGGACCUGAAGAAUAAUUUGAUAAGCACCGUGGAGCCCGGGGCCUUCCGUGGUCUGUUGGCUCUGAGGAGACUGGACCUAUCCAACAACAGGAUUGGCUGUCUCUCCCCUGAAAUGUUUCUCGAUCUGGGCAACCUCUCAAAAUUGAAUUUAUCUGGGAACAUCUUCUCCACGCUGACCGUGGGACUUUUUACACACCUCGUGGCUCUCAGAGUGCUGCACUUCCACACUGAGACUUUAUUCUGUGACUGUCAGCUGAAGUGGCUGCUCCUCUGGGCCCGAAGCAACUCAGUGAGGAUUGGGAAUGACACGGUGUGUGUGUUCCCCACCCACCUCCACGGCCUGGAGUUUCGCAACCUACGUGAACAACAACUCAGAUGCGAUGGACCUCUGGAGAUGCCCCUCUUCCAGCUCAUCCCCUCUCAGAGACAACUGGUUUUCCGUGGAGACCGGCUCCCCCUGCAGUGCACCGCCUCCUACUUGGACCCGUCGGUGGAGCUGCGGUGGCGUCACAGCGGCCACAUUGUGACCACGCAGGAAGACCGGGGCGUCUAUGUGGAGGAAACCCUGCUUCACGACUGCUGCCUGCUGACCAGCGAGGUCAUCCUCUCCAACAUCGACGUGGGCAUCGCUGGCAUCUGGGAGUGCCUGGUGACCAGUUCCCGUGGCAACACUUCUCAGCAAAUGGAGAUAGUUGUUCUGGAGACAUCGGCACCGUAUUGCCCCACCGACAGAGUCACCAACAACAAGGGGGACUUCAGGUGGCCAAAGACUCUCGCUGGGAUCCUGGCCUUCUUGCCCUGUGCUCCUGCCACAUUUGGCUCUGCCCCCCAUCCCUCUGGCAGCGCUCCUAACCCCUCCAGCCAGAGGGAGAAGAAGGCGUGGCGGCGCUGCGACCGGGCCGGACGCUGGGCCGAGGAGGACUACACCCAGUGCCCGUAUGCCAGUGAACUGACCCGCGUGCUGCAUGAGCUCACCCAGAUAUCUAUUAACACCACCAACGCUCAGCCUUUAGGCCAGCAGCUAGUGGCCUUCACCAGCAGGGCGGCGCACUUCACCGACGUCAUGGACGUCAUCUUUGUCACACACCUGGUGGAGAGACUGACGAGGCUGGUGGAGAAGCGCAGAGAUCUGGGGGACUAUAUAUCAGACAUAGCCAGCAACAUGAUGCUAGUGGAGGAGCACAUCCUGUGGAUGGCCCAGAAUGAGGCCAGGGCGUGCACUCGCAUCGUCCAGUGUGUGGAGCGCAUCGCUGACCUGGCACUGACUGGAGACAAUCAGGCCAUUUCUAAGGUGUCUGCUAACAUAGCCCUGGAGGCCUUUUUGAUCCGGCCAUCUAACUUCCUUGGCCUGUCCUGCACGGCACUCCAACGGCCCCCCUCAUCUGCCCCCUCCCCCGUCCCUGACAGCCACUACCACACUGACAAGGGCACUAGCAGAGAAAGUGAUGCCGUGGGGGACUCUUGGCUCAACUUCAAAUGCCACACUGUCAACAACAGCGGCUCACCGGCCAGUCAGCUCAGCAAGAACUCAGUGGCAGUCGCCUCAAUCCAUUUACCGCUGGCUGGUACGCCUAUCUCCUCCUCUGCGCUGCAAUCUGUUGAUAACUCCACUUGCAAGCUGCAGUUCAUUGUGUUUCGCAAUGGGAAACUCUUUCCUUGCACAGGGAAUUCGUCAAAUCUCGCAGACGAUGGGAAGCGUAGGAGCGUUUCAACACCAGUUGCUUUCACCAAAUUAGAUGGGUGCAGCCUCGGGAGCACCGUGCACUCCGUUACUAUCGCUCUCAGGCACUUCGCACUGGGUGUAGACCCCACCGCAGCCUAUUGGGAUUUUGACCUGCUGGAUGGACACGGUGGCUGGAGGGCAGAGGGCUGCCACAUAACAGGCUCCGGGGGCAACACGACCACCAUUCAUUGCACCCAUCAUAAUAACUUUGCUGUGCUAAUGGAUCUGAAGAAGGUGCUGUCUUUCCCCCCAUACCCUGGGGAGUUUUUGCACCCGGUCGUGUAUGCCUGCACGGCGGUCAUGUUGCUCUGCCUCUUCGCCUCCAUCAUCACGUACAUAGUGCACCACAGCGCAAUCCGCAUCAGUCGGAAGGGAUGGCAUAUGCUUCUCAACUUCUGUUUCCACACGGCUCUGACCUUCGCUGUGUUUGCCGGCGGCAUCAAUCGAAUCAAAUACCCCAUCAUCUGUCAAACAGUCGGGGUCGUGCUGCACUACUCGUCUCUGUCGACCAUGCUGUGGCUCGGGGUGACAGCCAGGAACAUUUAUAAGCAGGUGACCAAGAAGCCUCCGCAGAGCCAGGAUGGUGACCCGCCUCCGCCCCCUAAACAGCCCCUGUUGAGAUUUUAUUUAGUCAGUGGUGGAGUGCCCCUCAUCAUCUGCGGGGUCACGGCAGCCGUCAAUAUUGACAACUAUGGCAGCGGGGAGCAAGCACCAUACUGCUGGAUGGCCUGGGAGCCCAGCCUGGGAGCCUUCUUUGGCCCCGUGGCCUUCAUCGUCCUGGUGACAUGCAUCUACUUCCUCUGUACCUUCAUCCAGCUGCGGCGACACCCUGAAAAGAAGUAUGAGCUCAAGCAGCUGACGGAGGAGCAGCAGAGGCUGGCCGCCGUCGACGUGCCCACCCACUGUCAUCAGGGAGCCGAGCCCGGAGCCCUGGCAGCUCCACCCAGCGGGAGCCACUGCCCCGCCGGCUGCCCAGGCGUUCCCAUCAACCCUGCGCUGCUGGCCAACGAGCACUCCUUCAAGGCUCAGUUACGAACGGCGGCCUUCACCCUUUUCCUCUUCCUGGCCACCUGGACCUUCGGCGCACUGGCCGUGUCGCAGGGCCACUUCCUGGAUAUGAUCUUCAGCUGCCUCUACGGUGCCUUCUCCGUCACCCUCGGCCUCUUCAUCCUCAUCCAUCACUGUGCCAAGCGUGACGAUGUCUGGCAUUGCUGGUGCUCCUGUUGUCCCGGACGACGAGCCAACGCCUGCUCUGGCGCCCACGGGCCUGCUCAAGCGCGGCCCAAGGUCAAUGUGAAUGGAGAUACCCCCGGACAUGGUCAUGGUCACAGCCACUGCCACCAUGACUCACCGUGUCAAGGUAAAGCACCAAUGAGCUGCAGUCACGGCAGUUUAGGUCACUGUAAACACGCCGCCCUUCCGUCCUCGCAAAAUCACGUGACGUGCCUGGCACCGGUGACACCAUGCUGCGCCGCCCUGCAUAGUCAGCAGCUUAUGGAGGAGGAGCCUGCGGCAACGCACGUACUGCUACACGCUGACCCCGAGGGUUACAGACCGGGCAUCCAGUUACACCCCUGCCUAAAGAGCAGCACCAGGACUAAAGGCCGUCACCUCAGCCGCCGGUCCGGCGCCGGCGCUUGCGGAGCAGGGAGUGAGAGGGAGUACGCCUAUCACAUCCCCUCCAGCGUGGACGGAGGCAGCGUGCACAGCUCACACACUGACAGCCCCCACAGCACACAUGAGCGUCAUGCCCACAUCUGUCCACAUCUGGCCCACGAAGGCCACCAUGAUGGGCAUCACACAUGCCACGCUGCUGCAGCCACCACACACGAGGCCCUGGCGUGCCAUAACCCCUGCCACAGGCACAUCUGCUGUGCCAAGGCAGACCUCCUCCCCUCUCUGUGCCCAGCGGAGGCAGGCGACACGGGCAUCUUCCUGUGUGGCUGCGGCAAAGUGGCCGAGGAGGACCCGAUGGCGACACAUCACCAUCUGGAGAUGCACGCCCCGCGCAGACAAUCCUACCCCCAGAACCCGCCCAAUCAGAAUGGGAUUCUGAAAGGGGGUCUGCACGAAGGACUCCUGUACACCUCGGACAGCACAGGGAAUAUACGCACUGGACCCUGGAAGAAUGAAACUACUGUGUAGUGUGGGAAAGGAAAACAGGGGAGAUCGGCAGCACCCCUGCCUCGUCCCGCCAAAAAUAAACCCUUGCCUCCCUUUCUAGAAUAAAAAAAAAAAAAUGAAUUGAAUAACAUUUUAAACAUCACAAUCAGCGUGGGAUAUUUUUAUUUUAAAGUCCUCAUGUUUUUAUGUGUGCUGUUUUACUGUACAGAAAUCUGCUCUCAUGUAAACGCUCCUGUAGAGCAUCCACCCACAGAACAUCCAGAAGAAUUUGUGGAAUAUGUGUCACAUCAUGAACCAUCAGAUGUAAUUGAAGGUAUCUCCAUUGUUCCAUAUUACUACAGAUCUCUAUAUAUAUAUACAAGAAAAUGAAUGGUUGUAUGUAUGAAUAUGUGUGUUCGUGCUCAAAGGCAACACGCUGCAAGAUUUUUUUACACUUUGAAUCUGAAUCCAUCAAAUAGUCUACGACGACGGUGAACCUCCAGUACUUUAAAGAACUCUUGGCAUCCAUGUUUUAGACGACUUAAACCAGCAAUUUUAGACUUCAUGGGUAUUUUUGCCAUUCAGUCAAGCAACUGUGAAUAUCUACUAGAGAUUUUCUAAAUAAUAUACAAAGAUGCUGUCGCUUGCCAGAGAUGCGUGGAUGCCAGUUAAGUUGUGAAAAUUCAAAACAACAGAAAAAGAGAAGUGAAAUUAAGCAUCCUCUUCCAGGUCGGUAUUGAUCGUGCUAUGAUGUCUUCACUGUUGUGUUUCUUUUUUUUUUUCGGGGGAGAGAAGUAAAUUAACAACAGCGUCAGCAGCAACAGCGAUUGUGGCCAUUGUGAAUAGAGAGUUGGUGUCACUGGAGUCACUGGAACCAGUGCCGUUUUUAUUAACACUGUGCCACACAGAGCCGCGUCCUCACAGCGAGUUCAUUGCCAAAACUAGCGUGCACAUUAUAAGCGUACGAUUCUUUGUAAAAUCAAACACUCAGACGUUUUUUUUUUUGGGAAAAAAAAAAAGAGAGUGUGAAUGUGAUUAUAGAAGAAACAACAAGCUGCUUAAAUGUCACUUUGGGGGAAACUUCGCCGAUUAUUUUCCCUGAGCUAAUAAAACAUUUCAGCCAACCUCAACCACCAUUGGCUAGAGCCACAAAAUGACACAUGGCAGAAGUCAGUGCAAAUGCAAUCCCUUUAUAUUUUAUCUCUUUUUUAUUUUUGUCUCAUAAGAGCCUCAAAGCAUGCAUGCCUUGUUGUACGUAGCUAUGUGCUAUAUUUUAACAGUGUAACUGAAUGCCCGUCCAUGAACAUAUUAUUUGCCUUGACCCGAUAAAACUGCUGCAGCUUGCCAUAUAUCAUUUUUGACACACUCUUGGAUUAAAAGCCUAGUUCCCAACAAAUACUGUACUAUUUCCCCACUGCUAAUCUCCAUUUAACAAUACAUUAAGCUUAGGUUUAUCCUAGAAUCCAGUCCAGAAAAAUCAUAAUGCUCCCAGUUCUGCUUUGGUAGAUAACUUGUGUCAGGAGAGAGGUUGAAAUAUGGAUUUUUUUUUUUGUUUUUUGUCUUUUGGUAACCAUGAAGGUCACAUUCUCUUUGAAGAAUUGCCGCUCUAAAGAGAAAGCCUAUUUAUUGGUUUAGAAGCUGUUGUUUGUUUUCUGAAUGAUGAUAUUGAGUCUGAUGCUCCACGCAGAACCUGUCAUUCAUUUCAUCAGAAAAAGCCAAAUUUAAAAAAAAAAAAAAAAAAAACAAACAAAAAAAACUGUACACCCAAGCAGCGCAUAUAACCUCACAGCAAACCCUGCUCUAGCUAAACCACGUCAGCAUGCACACCAUCUCUUUAUCCAUCUUGUGCACUCUCGUCCGUGUAUAUAGAAUCGGUUUCUGAUGAAUUAUUUUAUAUGAGAUUUAAGAUAUUUAAGAAUAAAAUAAGUCUAUAUGUAAAGAAAGUUGUAUGGGGAAAAAAAAACUGACCUCUCAAUGUUAAUACUCAGUAUCUGAGUUUAGAAAUGUCUCGUUUUGUUUUCAAAUGCAUUUUUUUUUUUUUUCUGUUGCGAUUUGAGUUGAUUUCAUAAAGUAUGCAGACUCGCCAUGUGUUGUGAGACUUAUCCUGUCAUAUCAGAAAUAGAAAUGCACUACACAUUAUAACAUUUGGCCUGCCAGAGUAGAACUUGUCACUUGCGGUAUGUUUAUUAUAGAGAUGUUUGUUCAGACAGAAAUAUUUGAUUUAAAAAAAAAAAAAAAGAGAAAAAAAAGUGACUUCUACAGAGAAAAGAGAAAUAUUAAUGUGAUAUUCCCUUCAUUUGGAUGGCAGGCGCUGAACAGUGAAAGGAGGCCCUGGUGGACAUCAAAGAUGAUGCAUGAACCUCAUAGCUUCGCACAGGGCCAGUGGAGUUAUUUCCAGGGUCCGGGACGAAAUGGGAUAUUAUGGGCCCAGUUUAUGAGUUAUAAAACAGUGGCCCGCAAUUGAUCAUACAAUACAGGCUCCGUUGAGUCGCCUCGGAUGCUGGCAGUCAGCGGCCCUGACUUUAUAGUUAUUGGAAAGGGAUUUGUAACAGUAUCACAACAAAACAUUUGAACAAAUCAGCCUCUCCCGCAGAAGCCCACAUUAAGAGAGAGAACAUUGGUCUAGGUUAAUUACUGUACAACAUGUGUAUUUGCUGGUGGUGUGUCCUAGGAAGCAGCCUGAGCUUUUCAGUGUCUGUGAGAGACGACGUGUUUGGUACCAUAAGGCCACCGUAGGCCACCCUUUCUGUUGUCAUCAGUAGCAGAUGUACUGCCCUAAAACGAGCUUGCGGACUUAGUUUCGGCUCACCAGACGGCUGCUGGAAUAUUCACCUGUGGUACUGUGACAAAACCUAAAGCCAGUUUUCACUUUUUUCUACAUUGACACAGAUUCCAAUAAAUGUAUUUUUUCACCAUGCAA